AUGACGCAGACUAAGCGCCCGAACAUCCUGUUCAUCAUGUCCGAUGAUCAUGCGGCCAAGUCGAUCUCGGCGUACGGCGCGGGCAUCAAUCACACGCCGCACCUCGACCGUCUGGCGCACGAGGGCAUGCUCUUCAACCACUGCUACGUGACAAACAGCAUCUGCACACCCUCCCGGGCCGCCAUCCUGUGCGGGACGCACAACCAUACGAACGGCGUGUUCACACUCGACAGCAAACUCGACAGCAACCUCCCCAACGUUGCCAAGCAGCUGCGCGCACACGGCGGAUACCAGACCGCCAUGGUGGGCAAAUGGCAUCUCGGCGAGGGGGCAGCACACGAGCCGAGCGGCUUCGAUUACUGGGAGGUGGUGCCGGGACAGGGACUGUACCACGACCCUCAGUUCAUCGGGUCGGACGGCAUCCACACGGAGAAGGGGUACGCGACGGACAUCAUCACGGACAAAGCGCUCAACUGGCUCGAAGCACGGGAUCAGGAGAGGCCGUUCUUCAUGAUGCUGCAUCACAAAGCGCCGCAUCGCCCUUGGGAAUGCGAUCCCAAGCACCGUGAUCUGUACAAGGAUGAUAUUCGGUUGCCGGAUACGUUCACCGACGACUACAAGAACCGCCCCAAGGCAGCGGGCGUGGCCAAGAUGAAGGUCGCGAUGGACAUGACGUACCAAGACCUUGGCCUGUCGCAGCCAGAGGGCGGAGAGGAGGUCGGCGAGCUCGUGAUGCCUGGUUAUUGGGAGCGCAAGAUCCCGUUCCCGGACUCGGACGCGGGCGUGGCGGCGAUGCGCCCACUAAUCGACCGCGAGACGGGCGAGCGAUUCACUUUCAAGACGCGUGAGGCCCUCGCCCGCUUCAAGUACCAGCGGUACAUGCAGCGGUACCUCCGGACGGUUCAGUCGAUCGACGACAACGUCGGCCGGGUACUCGACUACCUCGACGCCCAGGGACUCGCAGACAACACGAUGGUGCUGUACACCUCGGACCAGGGAUUCUUCCUUGGCGAGCACGGGUGGUUCGAUAAGCGCUUCAUCUACGAGGAGAGUUUCCAGAUGCCUCUGCUCAUCCGCGCCCCGGGCAUUACGGCCGGGAGCGUCUGCAACGACAUUGUGAGCAACGUCGACUUUGCAACGACGUGGCUUGACUUUGCGGGUCUUCGCAUCCCGAGCUACAUGCAAGGUGAGAGUUUUGUGCGUUCCCUCUCCGGCGAGGAGUGGCAGGGCUCGGACGCGGUCGCAUACCAUCGCUACUGGAUGCAUGCCGACGAGAACCACAACGCGUACGCGCACUACGGUAUUCGUGACCGACGGUACAAGCUCAUUUUCUGGUACAACGACGGCCUUGGGUUGCCUGGCACAGGUCCGGCGGACGCUGAGAAGGAGUGGGAGCUGUUCGACUGCGUCGCCGACCCACUGGAGAUUUUCAAUAUCUGGGACGAGGGCGAGUAUGCCGACGUACGUGAGCGCAUGCUGCGCCUACUCGAGGCCAAGAUGGAGGAUAUAGGCGACGUGCCCGCGCACCCUGUCGGCAUGCUGGCCGAGGAGCUGCGAGCCAUGUAUCCUUCCGGCGCGGGGUUGUCUGUCAAGGCUGGGGCGUUUAACAUGUAG
Molecule: messenger RNA, 1614 nt
Organism: Cutaneotrichosporon cavernicola
Lineage: Eukaryota; Fungi; Basidiomycota; Tremellomycetes; Trichosporonales; Trichosporonaceae
Exons: 3
Coding region: 1-1614 (537 amino acids)
Molecular function (GO): N-acetylglucosamine-6-sulfatase activity; glycosaminoglycan binding
Source: RefSeq, a predicted model, not a curated record